Hyalella azteca is the source of this 606-nucleotide messenger RNA. RefSeq names its product patatin-like phospholipase domain-containing protein 2. The transcript is spliced from 5 exons. The coding region runs from base 1 to 606 and encodes 201 amino acids. NCBI's taxonomy places the organism in Eukaryota, Metazoa, Arthropoda, Malacostraca, Amphipoda, Hyalellidae. The record is from RefSeq and is a predicted model, not a curated record. Gene Ontology annotation, molecular function: triacylglycerol lipase activity. Gene Ontology annotation, biological process: lipid homeostasis; triglyceride catabolic process. Gene Ontology annotation, cellular component: cytoplasm; membrane; lipid droplet.
AUGGUUGUGGAGGGCGGUGUGAUUAUGUCGUGCGUCCUGCAGGCGGCCACAGACGCGCGGGCCCGGGCCCUGGGCCCACUCAGCCCCACCUUCAACAUUCACAACCAGCUGAGGGCGGGACUGUCCCUGGUGCUGCCCCCCGACGCCCACGUGCGGGUCAACGGGCGCCUGCUGGUGUCCCUGACGCGGGUCAGCGACGGACGAAACGUCCUCUUGUCCCGCUUCUGGUCCCGCCAGGAGCUGAUUGAGGCCCUGCUCUGCACCUCCUUCAUCCCCUUCUUCUCGGGGUUGCGGCCGGGGAAGGUGCGCGGGGUUCGAUACAUCGACGGGGGAUUCUCUGACAACACCCCCGUGACAAGCCCCGUGGCUGUCACGGUGUCCCCCUUCGCGGGGGAGGCGGACAUUUGCCCCGCGGACAACUCGGCUAGCAUGAUGGCGGAGAGUUGCCACCGUCUGGACGGUGGUACCGAACUUCUCUCCGGUGGGGAGACCGAAGGAGACGGUGACGUUUGUGCCGCACCCUGGGACGUUCUCUUCGUCGUCUGCGACGAAAUGGUUUCGACGUACUUCUCCUGGCUGGAGAAGCUGACUAAGAAGCCGGGGUAG